UCUAGACAUGGUGUGGGGCAGAGCUUGACGCGUUCUUGGGGUCCUUCCAGUGGACAGUGCGCUGUGCUGGCUGCUGCUUGGGUGGAGAGCGGGAAAAGGCUUGGUAUUUUUUAUUUACAAAGGACCCCCCAAUGGAAAGCAGAGAGUAGCAGAAUACAGAACAGACAGACAGACAGACAUUAAUACCCAACAGCGAUAAACGACGACACCGUUUUUGCACCACCACCGUCAAGCACACAAAUCUUGGAUCUGACUGCGAAUUUUCCAAGAUGGCGGGUGCCACGGCUGCGAAAGUGAGGGUGCUGCCGUACAAGGAUUUCCUCCAACCCGCGCUGCAGCGGAGGUUUGCGACGAGCGGGUUGGUGAUCUUGGUGGUUGCCUACUUGGAGGCCCUGCUUCUGGCCAGUUGGGAUUCAUUCCUCUGGGCGUGGUUCCCCCUUGGCCCAGCCGGCAUUCGAACAUUCUUCUUCUUCCUCUGUGGCGUUCUCAUCAUCACCCUUCGGAUCGCCCAACACCACCCCGGUGUCCGCACCACGAGCUCUCCCUUUGCCACCUUCCUCGACAGCCUCCGGUCCUUCAACACGCUCGAGACGAUUCUCACGUAUGCGUUUUCAGCGUGGGCCUUUAGUCAAGUCUACCUGUGGUGUCUGUCUGAGGACGCAGGGCUGGAGUACAUCUCUUACUACCACGCCGAUCGCGCGAGAUUGAACGAGAAGGCCGUUUUCUUGACCACACACUGCGUGUUGGUGGGAGUAUGGCACGGUCUCAGACACCUGUUUAGCGACGUCGACCGGUUGCACUACGGCAUCGCGAAGCCUCCACCCCAGGACGCGGACAAGAUGGCGGACAAGAAGGCCAAUGCCGAUGAUGGAGACUUUAACACGCAGCUCCAGAAGCUGGCGCAAAAGUUGCCCGAGAUUGUCGUCUUCACCUUGACGCAGGCCUUGACGUCCACCACGGCCACCAUGAUCACGUACUCGGUUUUCUUGCGGGGGUUUGUCUGGAGGUUUACCAUGUCGCUCUUUCGGCCCGUCUACAACCUCCCCAAGACCAACAUGACGCCCAUGACGCUUCCGUUUUCGUUGACCAUCAUCCUGCGGUGCUUGUGGACCAGCGUGCUGCUCACGUUUGUGUGGACGCUUGGCAAUGAAGCCUUUUCGCUGUUCAUGGUCAAGAACCCGCUUAAGAACAACAAGCCGCUCACCUCGGAGUCGAGGGACCCUAACGGCAGUCUUCUGAACGGGUUGAAGGCUAAGAAGCUGUCUAUUCAGUGCUUUGCCAUGUGGGAACUAGCCUACAUCGCCCGCGACUUCCCCGACCGCCGCAAGGCCAUCUACGAGGACAUUGACCGCAAGAACGGGCCCAUGUGGUCCCAGAUCUACAAGAUCUGCAUCGACGUCCUCAAGCAGAUUGAAACAAGAAUCGACAACUACGAAAAGUACGGCAAACCCACCGUCCCGGAUCCGACGUUGGAUCUCAACCGAAACAGGGCCCCUGAAAAGAAACGUCUCAGUGAAACGGUCCCCAGAGACGAGGAGGUCUUUCAGCCUUCUCCCCAGAGAAGGGGCUACCGGCAGGCGAUCGAGCGGACGGUGGGGAAAAUUGCUACCGAUCCGGGGCAGCCGUCGCAGCUUAGUCCGCGGGCGAGGAAAAUCGCCGAGUUUGCCAAGGAGGAGCUGAUCAAGGCCCAGAAGCAGGCCACGGGGACGGACGACACGGAGGGUUUGGCCAAGGACUUUGCGACCAAGUUUGUAGAGAGCCCGUUUGGUUGGCCGUUUAGACAGACGUACCGCAGAGGGGUGGCAAAGGUGCUGCUGGGGGAGCCGUUUGGGGAGGUGAGCCUGUAUGCGAACGCUGCUUUUGCGCUUAGUGGGCUGGCGGUGAGGAGUUUGCAGGAGGACAAGUAUGGGUAUGUGCAGAGGGAUGUGGCGGGGUUGGUGAGGACCUUGACAGGGUUGGUGAGGAAGGUGGAGGGUUUCAGGGAGGGGGUGGUGGUUAGCUGGACGGAUGUGGAGGGGCGGAGGGAGUCGAGGGAGGUGGAGGAGAUAUUGGAGGGGUUGAGGUGGAGUUUGAGGGGGGUGGUGGAUGGGUUUGGGGAUUAUGCUAGAGAUGUUGGGUUGAGUUUGGGGGAUUUGAGGUUGGCGAGGGAGGCGGCCGGGGUGAAGAAGGCUGUCAGGGAGGAGGAGGAGAAGGAGGUGAAGGGGAGGCGGUUGAGGUUGGCUGGGGGGGAGACGGCGGCGGCGGGGGUGAAGAUUACGGAGGAGGAGGUGAUGGGGAGGCGGUUGAGGUAGGAGGGGAUGAGGGGGUGUACAUAUGGUUUAGACUUGGGUGCGGGAUUAUGGUCGUAAGGCUGUGUAAAAUUAUGGGUUUUGAUAUUCGGUUUGGUGUUUUGGUGGGUUUGGUGACAGCGAUAAGAAUGAUAUCCAGCGUUGGACCACUUCUCAUGCUGAACCAAGUUAUCAUGGGCAAGAUAGAGUUGCAAACAUGAAAACCGCCUGAUACUUGUACGACAAAGAAGCAAGAGCACUGUAAGACUGAAUCUUGAUAACACUUACCGGCUGGAAACACCUCCACUUUUGCCUGCCAAGUCGGUUAGGGGCAACUGUUUUGGUUUCUUCUCGUGCUGAGCAACAAUCAACGCUGACAGUUUGGAGCUUUGGGCUUGUGAACCAACAGGGUGUGAUUUCCUUCGCCGCAGGUGUACACCUGAGUUCCACUUCAAUGACAAAGGAAAAGAUGGUUGGGUUUGUUUGGUUGUGUGUGUGUAGAAGAAAGAAGACGUGGCAUCACAUCUGAUUCUACAUCUUAUACAGUUCAAAGCCAACUUUAUACUCAGCAGCAACCUAUCCCUUUCCAGCCCCCAUUCCAUAACCAUCAUUCCCAAUUCCUCACAUCCCCGUGUCAUGAAGUGAGCAGAGAGCUACUCCUCGCACCAAUCCAACGUCUCGGUAACAGUCACAGUCCUCCUAGGCACAGUACUAACACCACCCGUAACCCCAAAGCACAAGCACCCCGUCCUGAACUCGUCGGGCCCGCUCCCGCAGUUCCCACCAACCCAGGAUGGAAUCCUGGUCGGUGUUAUCGUUGCCUGUCUCGCCAUCACCUCAUUCCUUUUUUCAAUUUCCUCCAGUUCAUCUCGUCUCAGGAGUCUAGCGCCGGGUGUUGGCUCGACUGUUUUUGUUAUUGUCCUAGGUUGGGAUUUGUAAUCAGUGGGAUGUGGAAUGGAAACG
This is a messenger RNA of Podospora pseudopauciseta, 3230 nucleotides long. RefSeq lists its product as uncharacterized. Gene Ontology annotation, molecular function: spindle pole body-nuclear membrane anchor activity. Gene Ontology annotation, biological process: nuclear pore organization; spindle pole body localization. Gene Ontology annotation, cellular component: spindle pole body; nuclear pore transmembrane ring. The transcript is spliced from 4 exons. The coding region runs from base 270 to 2291 and encodes 673 amino acids. Lineage: Eukaryota; Fungi; Ascomycota; Sordariomycetes; Sordariales; Podosporaceae. The record is from RefSeq and is a predicted model, not a curated record.